Molecule: messenger RNA, 1452 nt
Organism: Balaenoptera ricei (Rice's whale)
Lineage: Eukaryota; Metazoa; Chordata; Mammalia; Artiodactyla; Balaenopteridae
Gene: SP9
Product: Sp9 transcription factor
Exons: 2
Coding region: 1-1452 (483 amino acids)
Biological process (GO): regulation of transcription by RNA polymerase II
Molecular function (GO): DNA-binding transcription factor activity, RNA polymerase II-specific; RNA polymerase II cis-regulatory region sequence-specific DNA binding
Source: RefSeq, a predicted model, not a curated record
AUGGCCACGUCUAUACUUGGGGAAGAGCCGCGCUUCGGAACGACCCCGUUGGCCAUGCUGGCGGCGACCUGCAACAAGAUCGGCAACACGAGCCCGCUGACGACGCUGCCGGAGUCGAGCGCUUUCGCCAAGGGCGGCUUCCAUCCCUGGAAGCGCUCCUCGUCCAGCUGCAACCUCGGCUCCAGCCUCUCGGGCUUCGCCGUGGCCACCGGCGGCCGCGGCUCAGGCGGCCUGGCGGGCGGCUCUGGAGCAGCCAACAGCGCCUUCUGCUUGGCCUCCACGUCCCCCACGUCGUCCGCUUUCAGCAGCGACUACGGCGGCCUCUUCUCCAACUCGGCAGCGGCCGCGGCCGCGGCGGCCGGGGUGUCCCCGCAAGAGGCGGGCGGCCAGUCGGCCUUCAUCUCCAAGGUGCACACGACGGCGGCCGACGGCCUGUACCCGCGCGUGGGCAUGGCGCACCCGUACGAGUCGUGGUACAAGUCAGGCUUCCACUCAACGCUGGCGGCGGGCGAGGUGACCAACGGCGCGGCGUCGUCGUGGUGGGACGUGCACAGCAGCCCAGGCUCGUGGCUGGAGGUGCAGAACCCCGCUGGGGGGCUCCAGAGCUCGCUGCACUCGGGCGCCCCCCAGGCCUCGCUGCACUCGCAGCUCGGCACCUACAACCCCGACUUCAGCUCGCUCACGCACUCGGCCUUCAGCUCCACGGGCCUCGGCUCCUCGGCCGCCGCCGCCUCGCACUUGCUCUCCACCAGCCAGCACCUGCUGGCCCAGGACGGCUUCAAGCCGGUGCUGCCCUCCUACUCGGACUCCAGCGCCGCCGUGGCGGCCGCCGCAGCCAGCGCCAUGAUCUCGGGCGCCGCGGCCGCCGCCGCCGGGGGGAGCUCGGCGCGCUCGGCCCGCCGCUACUCCGGCCGCGCCACCUGCGACUGCCCCAAUUGCCAGGAGGCGGAGCGGCUGGGCCCGGCCGGGGCGAGUCUGCGGCGCAAGGGCCUGCACAGCUGCCACAUCCCGGGCUGCGGCAAGGUGUACGGCAAGACGUCGCACCUGAAGGCGCACCUGCGCUGGCACACGGGCGAGCGGCCCUUCGUGUGCAACUGGCUCUUCUGCGGCAAGCGCUUCACGCGCUCGGACGAGCUGCAGCGGCACCUGCGGACUCACACGGGCGAGAAGCGCUUCGCCUGUCCGGUGUGCAAUAAGCGCUUCAUGCGCAGCGACCACCUGAGCAAACACAUUAAGACGCACAACGGGGGUGGCGGGGGCAAAAAGGGCAGCGACAGUGACACGGACGCCAGCAACCUGGAGACGCCCCGCUCCGAGUCCCCCGACCUCAUCCUGCACGACUCCGGCGUCAGUGCCGCCCGGGCGGCGGCGGCGGCGGCGGCGGCUGCAGCGGCGGCGGCGGCGGCCUCGGCAGGAGGCAAGGAAGCCGCGUCUGGCCCCAACGACUCUUAG